AUGGCUUCAAUUGCGGCAGGAUGUACAGAGAGCAGCGAUGCUGUGUUUGGCCCUCGGGUCAGCCUUGCCUGUCGACCUUUUGACUUCACCCUCUAUUUUGAAGACUUGAUGUUUGUGUGCCUACCAGCGGCUAUCUUUCUGUUGCUUCUUUCGCUGUCGGUGUGGGAUCUUUGGCAUGAACCUCGUCGCAUCAAGAGAUCUGCCUUGUUGGUUUCAAAGCUAGUAACUCUUGGCGCAUUGUUUGCAUGCCAACUCGUCUUUCUGUCGUUGCGACAUACAGGCCCAGCAUCCCUCCGAACCAAUGUAUCCCUUUCAGCUGACGUGCUGGAAGUGGCCGCGACAGCCAGUGCGCUAUGCCUUUCGUACCUGAGCCACUGCCGCUCAAUCCAGCCCUCGACGCUCCUCAUUGUUUAUCUCUCCGCGCGGUCGCUGCUUGGCAUCGCUCGGUUGAGGACUUUGUGGCUCUUGCACGCGGCAACAACGGAGGCCAUAAUAUUCACAAUCGAACUCAGCUUCACUCUUCUAGCAUUAGUGCUAGAGUCGAUAGAGAAAGCGUCGAUUCUGGUACACACAACAGCGAAGCCUGCCACACCCGAGCCCUUCAGUGGGUUCUGGAAGCUGGCGACCUUUGCCUGGCUGGCCGGUACUUUCCGCCAGGGUUACUACAAAGUGCUUUCAGUCCACGACCUUCCUGAUCUUGAUCCCCAGCUGAGCAGCGAGGUCGUCGGUAAGCAGCUUGAAUUGGCGUGGUCGCGAACAGGGAACAAGAAUGCAAAAUAUGCAUUACUGCGCACUUCAAUGCGUGCCUAUCUAAGCCCACUUCUUGCUGCAGUGCUUCCUCGCCUGAUGCUGACGGGCUUCACCUUCUGCCAGCCAUUUCUGGUGGAUGCGACCGUGACAUGGGUCGGGAACAAGGAUGCUGCUCUUGACUCGGGAAAGGGGCUAAUCGGGGCGUUCGCGAUCGUCUAUACGGGGAUGGCCGUGUUCACAGCUCUGUCCGGCUAUCACACUUUCCGUUUCACCAUCCGUCUCCGCGCCGGACUGAUCGCCCUCAUCCACCGCCAAACUGUACACACCAGGGCGAUUGACCUUGGGGAAAUCACUGGAGUCACUCUGAUGGGUACGGACGUGGAGCGCAUUACAUCAGGAUUCCUUGCCAUCCAUGAUUUGUGGGCCUGCUUGAUCGACAUCGCCAUAGCGAUCUACUUGCUCGCCAGACAGCUGGGAGUAGCCAGUCUCGUCCCCGUCGUGAUAAUCGUCGUCUUCUUCGGUUGCACAUUCAAGGUCUCAGCAGCGAGCAACACCGCGCAACGAGCCUGGAUCGAGAAAGUAGAGGAUCGGAUACGCUUCACGUCAUACGCGCUUGAGAACAUCAAGUCCGUCAAGAUGCUCGGCUUAUCGCGGAAGAUGACUACCAUCAUUGGCAGUUUGCGAUAUGUGGAGGUGGCCGCUUCAACAGUGUUUCGCAAGUUACUCAUUGUGAGCGUUGUACUCUCCAACUCCCCGUCUGAUCUGGCUCCAAUGGCCACUUUCGCUCUCUAUGUCAUCAUCGCUCUGGUCAAACAUGAUAACUCGAUUUUGGCGGCUAAAGCCUUCACCUCUUUAUCGCUUAUCUCGUUAACGACGAGCCCAGUGUUGACUUUCAUUCAAUCAUUCCCAUCCGUGAUCGAGUGCCUGGGCUGUUUCGACCGGAUCCAAGAGUAUUGCAGUAAAUCGUCUACGUCGAGAGAAUCUGAGGAUCCAACCAAGCAAGACCAUCAAGGCAUUCCGUUGGAUUCAUUGAAGAAGCACACAUCAGUUCAGGAGGGAAGCAUGAUCGAGUUCGCCGGGCAAAGUUUCGGUUGGGGUCAGACAGCUGCCCCAGUUCUGCACGACAUCCAAUUGAAGAUCCCACAAGGGAUGAUAACCAUGAUGGUUGGACCAAUCGGUAGCGGAAAGACGACAAUGAUAGAAAGUAUCCUGGGCGAGACUGUCCUUUCUGGCAAAGAAAUGAACGUAGAUCGCUCCUCCAUCGCCUACUGUGCCCAGACCGCGUGGCUACGAAGCCAGACAAUACGCGAGAAUAUACUGGGGUCGCAUCCGAUGGAUCCAGAGUGGUACGAGACGGUGACUACGGUCUGCAGUCUUGAGCGAGAUCUCUCACGGCUACCACACGGUGAUCAGACUCCAGUCGUGAGCAAUGGACUUACACUCAGUGGGGGGCAGAAACAGCGCAUUGCUUUGGCAAGAGCAUUGUAUGCCCGACCGAGAAUUGUGUUGCUCGAUGAUAUCUUCAGUAGCAUCGAUGCUACGGCCACUGAGGAUAUUGCUCGCAGUUUAUUUGGGGAAAAUGGACUUUUCCGAAUGAUGAAGACCACUGUUGUGCUUGCAACACAUUCAGGGUACCUCCUGCGGUAUGCGGACUAUGUCGUAGCCCUGCGUGAGGGUCGCAUCAUCGAGGCCGGCAGCUUGGAGAACCUCAAGAAAGAAAUUUCUUUCGUCCAAACCCUGGAGGUCGCGGUGCCAGAGAACUCCGGUAGCGACAGUGACACAAGCGAUGAUUCAUCCAAGCUUGCAGGGGCUGAUGAUCAUAACUCUAUUUCUGAGGCAACAGACUCAGCUAAGAAGGUCACCGUCAAUGAUCCAAGCCGCCAGACUGGGGACUUUGCCGUCUACGCAUACUACGCCUCUGCUUCAGGGCGUGUGAAUAUUGGGCUCUCCCUCAUGUUUGCUUCUUUGUGGGCCUUUUGUCAUGAGUUUCCCACUGUGUGGUUGAAUUGGUGGACAGCCGCAAACGAGAGAAGCCCCAACUCAAGGGUCGGGAUGUAUCUGGCCAUAUAUAUCUUUCUUGGACUCACCGGAACGAUAUUGUUGGUUACCACUUGUUGGAUUACCAUCGUUACCAUUAUCUCUAGGUCGGCGAUAAAGUUACAUGACAAUGUGCUGACCAGCACCUUCAGUGCCCCCUUCCAGUUCUUCCACAGUACAGACAUUGGAAGCAUCACAAAUCGAUUCAGCCAAGAUAUGGACCUAAUCGACAUGCGACUUCCACUUGAAGCUCUCAACGUAAUCGCUAUGGUCUCAACCUGCCUUGUAAAACUUGUGGUCCUAGCAGUAUUCGCCAAGUAUCUCGCAGUUGCGAUACCCUUCGCCGCCGCGGUCGUCUACAUAACCCAGAAAUUCUACCUCCGCACCUCGCGCCAGCUGCGAUUCCUCGACAUCGAAGCCAAAGCCCCUCUGUACACACACUUUCUCGAGCUCGUCAGUGGUGCAGCCACCGUUCGCGCUUUCAACUGGCAUGACAGAUUCGGCGCGGCCUGCACCGCCCUCCUCAACAUCUCACAGCGUCCGGUCUACCUGCUCUACUGCGUGCAGCAAUGCCUUGGCUUUGUUCUGGACAUCCUAGUCACAGUGUUAGCCGUCAUCCUUGUCGCGACGGUAGUCUUUCUCCGCGACAGGUUCGAUCCUGGAGAGGUCGGCGUCGCCCUGGUAAUGGUCAUGACAUUUAAUCAGACCUUGAUGAACCUGGUCAGAUCCUGGACCCAGAUGGAAACCUCCAUUGGUGCGGUAUCUCGUGUGAAGGCCUACGCGGCAACAACGGAACCCGAGGAGCGGGCUCCCGAGCUACUACCGUCGCUGCCCGCGAAGUGGCCGUACGCAGGAGAGCUUCGUCUCGAAAACGUGAUAGCCGGUCAUUCCAUGACCUCCGCGCCCGUACUAAAGGGAAUCAACAUAUCCAUACAAGCCGGCGAGAAGAUCGCCAUCUGCGGCCCAUCAGGAAGCGGCAAGACAACCCUCAUCCUGGCUCUGCUACGGAUGGUCGAGAUCCAAGAAGGCUCAUUAAGCGUGGACGGGCACGACCUGCUUUCAUACCCGCGCGAGGAGAUCCGCGCGAACCUGAAUGUCAUCACGCAAGAGCCGUUCCUGAUGGCCGGCACCGUUCGCUUCAACAUCGACCCCCUGGAGAACGCAUCAGACGAGGAGAUCAUCAAGGCCCUGCAACGGCUGCGCCUGUGGGACCGAGUCGAGAAAGAGGGCGGUCUGGACAUGGCGAUGAAACCUACCUCCUGGUCGCUCGGGCAGAGGCAGCUCUUGUGUCUCGCUCGAGCGAUGGUGCGGAAGAGUAAGGUGUUGAUUCUUGAUGAGGCUACGAGCAGUGUGGAUCACGAGACAGAAGACAUCAUGCAGGAGGUUAUUGAGACGGAGUUUGCGUCUCACACUGUGCUGGCGGUCAUGCAUCGCCUCAGGCUGGUUCAUCGGUAUGAUCGCGUGGCGGUGUUGAACGCGGGCGCGUUGGUGGAGCUGGACAGCCCUGCUGCGUUGAACUCGCGGGAUUCGCUGUUUAGACAGCUGUAUCAGUCUUCGCAUGGAGCGGUGGUCAGAUGAGCAGAGGCUGUGGUGCGAAUGAUAGAGGCACAUGAAUGCGAACCCUAAUGACGAUAACUAAUCUUCGGAAUUUAGUGGUUGAGGG
Molecule: messenger RNA, 4450 nt
Organism: Aspergillus homomorphus CBS 101889
Lineage: Eukaryota; Fungi; Ascomycota; Eurotiomycetes; Eurotiales; Aspergillaceae
Product: ABC transporter
Exons: 15
Coding region: 1-4365 (1454 amino acids)
Biological process (GO): transmembrane transport
Cellular component (GO): membrane
Molecular function (GO): ATP binding; ABC-type transporter activity; ATP hydrolysis activity
Source: RefSeq, a predicted model, not a curated record